Molecule: messenger RNA, 1311 nt
Organism: Clonostachys rhizophaga
Lineage: Eukaryota; Fungi; Ascomycota; Sordariomycetes; Hypocreales; Bionectriaceae
Source: the annotation of a GenBank genome assembly
AUGUCGACACCGGCCGAUACGAACAAGAACACAGUAGAAAGCGGUGCCGAGUCGCCUACAACCGCUAGACCUCUCGAGAUGGAUGACGACGAUGUGCAAGAGACUGGGAUCUUGGGAGGAGAGGGAAACUCCACAACCUCUCCUUCGGGUCAGACUCCCAACACCGCGGCUGUGCCUGCAUCUACAACAGAGAACACAACUCAGUCUACGACAGGGGCAAGGGAUGAAGUCCCCCCUUCGAAACCUCCUCGCCCUCUGACGGAGGCGCAGAAGAAUGAAGCGAUUCUAAAGGAGGCAUUCCCCUCGGUUGACCCGGGGAUUAUCAAAGCCGUCUUGCGCGCCAGCGGGGGUCAAGUCGAGCCUGCAUUUAACGCCCUGCUUGAAAUGACCGACCCGGAAGCCGCAAAUCAGAACGAGCCGCAAGAAGUCCCCCCUCCACAGCCGCCACGACCCCAAGGACGCAGGGAGCUCACCCAGAUGGAGGCGGAUGAGUUGUACGCGCGCCAGCUGGCGGAACACUACGACAACGUUGGAGAAUACGAACAGCGAACAUCAAACCGCGGCGACCCCAGGGGCCAGGGGCAAUAUCCAAACGAGGAGCGAGAGCACAGUUUUAUCGACGAUGACCUUCCGGUGAUUCGUGACCAGUUGCGCCAGGGGUUCGCUGAGACACAGACCAAGGUCAAUGGCUGGAUUGAUAUGCUGAAGAAGCGGAUCGAAGACUCCUUUGACGAAAGCGAAGAUCCCCAUCACCAACAACAAGGCGGUCAUGGUUAUAAUCAAGGUUAUGGUCGGCCGGGUGAGACAAGCCGGAGGAGCGGCGAUUACGACGCCGACCCACAGGUUCUUGGGGACGAUUUUGCGGGGAUGAAGUUGUCCGCCGACGGUACCCCAAUUAACAGGACCGCCCCUUACACUGGAAUUCAGAGGCAACACUCGACCUCCCCUAGGCCCAAGGAAGGUCGCCGAGUUGGUUUCAAGGAGGAGACAGAAGAGAUCCAGUUGUACGAUGCCUCACCUCAAGUGCCGCCAAAGGAUGAUACGGCCAAGACUGGUGCCAAGGCAAGCAAGUGGCAGCCGCUGUCAUCUGUCGACCCCAGCCCAAUUGGAGACAACGACCCUUUCAGUCUUGGUGAUAGUGAGGAUGAGAGAGACCACCCUAAGGACACCAAGGAGAGCAAGCCCAAGACCAAGGAUGCCGGCCAAGAUGACGCUGAAAGGCUGAAGCAGGCUGCUGCAGAAGCAAUGGCCGAUAGCUUGGUUGAGCCCAGCCCGAGCAAGGACGGUGACUCAAGCGCUAAGAAGGCCUAG